Pelobates fuscus (common spadefoot toad) is the source of this 4954-nucleotide messenger RNA. It is a transcript of the gene NHS, whose product is annotated as NHS actin remodeling regulator. Bases 89 to 4954 code for a protein of 1621 amino acids. The record is from RefSeq and is a predicted model, not a curated record. Gene Ontology annotation, biological process: cell differentiation; lens development in camera-type eye. NCBI's taxonomy places the organism in Eukaryota, Metazoa, Chordata, Amphibia, Anura, Pelobatidae. The transcript has 9 exons.
UAUCCUUUUUUUCUUCUUUUUAAUGUGGGUUCGUGAGGAUUGGAUUUUGAAGGCUUUAUUGUAGGCUUACGUGAAGGGGGGAUCUGCAAUGCCCUUUGCCAAGCGGAUUGUGGAGCCCCAGUGGCUGUGUCGGCAUGCUGUCACCAUGGCGGAGGGGAGCUGUUCUCGGGAUCAAGGGGAUGAAAGGCAGCACCACCCUCGUGGUGCCAGGGAAGAAGUGGCAUCCUCAGCGCAGGUGCCAUCAGAUGACAGGGAAGUGGUGCCGGUUGAUGGAAAGGAUAAAGAUGUGGUGCUCUUGGAUUUGUGUGCAGUCAGCAACGUUGCGAUCUCACGGGUCUUGCGGCAGCUUUCAGAUGUGGCCCGUCACGCCUGCUCCCUCUUCCACGAAAUCGAGGUGGAAAUACAGGUUACGGCACGGCGUGUGCGGGCACUACAAGGGAAAAUUGGAAAUGUCCAGCAGAUUGUGAGCAGCCUGGAUCCAAAGCAGGAGACAGUGCCUGUCUCAAACUUGGACGCAGAAAGCAAGCUAAAUGUGUAUUACAAGACGUCCUGGCACCAGCAGAGGAAUAUUUUUCUGCCCUCCACAAGACCUGCGUGUGUGGAAGAGCUGCAUCGUCAUGCCAAACAAAAUCUGCGAGCGCUGCGGAGGGAACAGCGGGCCCAGCUGGAUAUCAGAGAAAGGAGGUUUAUGGGCUCUGUGUUCGCAGCUCCUCCAUUUCCCCCAUACCCAGCAGUUCAAACACUCAAGAGGAGAGAGAUAAAGGAACACCAUGCUGUACCAUUUAACAGAACCCGUCCGCCCUCCCCCACUGAAUGUUGUCAUUUGACUCCAUGGAGUAGAAAGCCCCAUCCACCUCAAGAUGAAGAUGAUGUACUUUUAGGGCAAAGACCCAAAAACCCUAUACCCAAUGUCCCAUCUACACUGGACAAACAAACCAACUGGAACAAGGACUUACCCCUUCCCACUCCAGAGCAGAAAAUGAAAGAGGAGUCUCAAGUGAUUACCUCCUGCAUAAUCCCCAUCAAUGUCUCUGGAGUUGGGUUUGACCGAGAGGCCAGCAUACGUUGCUCCUUAGUUCACUCACAAUCUGUUCUACAGCGGAGACGGAAAUUAAGGAGACGGAAAACCAUAUCAGGAAUUCCUAGGAGAGUUCAGCAAGAAAUAGAUUCAGAUGAAUCCCCAGUGGCAAGAGAGCGUAAUGUUAUAGUUCAUACCAAUCCCGACCUUGCCAAUUCUGCAAACAGGAGAUCUGGAACCAGGGAUACAGAGUGCCAAACAGAAGAAAUUCUUAUUGCUGCUCCUUCCAGAAGAAGAAUUAGAGCUCAGAGGGGCCAAGGAGUAGCAGCAUCACUCUCUCAUUCUGCUGGGAAUAUUGCAGCCCUUACAGAGGGUGCUGAUCCAAUAUACGCAACAGUGUCAAAUCGAGUUCGCUCGCGGAGUCUUCCUAGAGAAGGUGCUAGAGCAACCAGUGAUCACAGCCGUAGUGCACAGUCUUCAACAUAUGAAGAUGAUUGCUACAUAGCCAGCUCAGAGAGAUCACUUAAGAAUGAUGAAGACAGAUUAAUUAGCCACAAUUCCCCAGAACAUCAAACAUUAGGUUUCGCAUAUUCUCAACACAAUCACAGCCCACCAUUAAACUUAAUUGAAAGAGGCAGGUCGAGGCUAUCGAGAAUGGCAGAUUCAGGCAGCUGUGAUAUUUCUUCAAAUUCAGAUACUUUUGGAAGUCCUGUACAUUUAAUUUCUACAGCGGGAGUAUUGUUGAGCACUCACAUUGAUCAAAAAGAUGAUCAUCAGUCAUCUAGUGGUAACUGGAGUGGGAGUAGUUCGACUUGCCCCUCACAAACAUCAGAAACAAUCCCUCCAGCAGCAUCUCCUCCUCUCACUGGGUCUUCACACUGUGACUCUGAGUUAUCUUUGAAUACUGUUCCCCAGGCAAGUGAAGAUUCUAAUGUCUUCAUUGAACCAUAUGGUGAUGACCAUAUGGAGAGCAUCAGAGGUCACAGAGCCAGCUCUUUUACAUCUACAGUUGCUGAUUUGCUUGAUGAUCCAAACAACAGCAACACAAGUGAUAGUGAGUGGAACUAUCUACACCAUCACCACAAUGCUUCAUGCCGUCGAGAUUUUAGCCCGCCACAUUUAAAAACAGAUAAUUUGGGUUGCCAAAGUUUUACCAGUAUGGGCACAUACGAUAGCUUUCUUGAAAAACCUGCAUCAGAAAAAGCAGACACAGGCUCUCAUUUUUCUGUGGACACUGAAGGAUAUUAUACCUCCAUGCAUUUUGACUGUGGUCUUAAUGGUAACAGGAGUUAUAGUUGUAACUAUGCACCUACAGGGUGUGAGGUUGACCUAGAUACUGGUGUUUCUUCCAUGAAUACAGACUGUGUUUGGCACCGCUACAUAGAUCACAGAAGGCAGGGGAGGCCGAGCUUCUCAUUUAAGAAACCAAAGGCAAAGCCGCCACCACCAAAUCGAAGUUCAUCUUUGAGGAAAUCGGACAACCACACAGAUGUUCUUGAGAAGAAAGAGCCAAAGAUAACUAGUGGGCAGCCAGUGCUUCAUACCUCAAGGGAAAUGAAGUUGCCUCUUGAUAUUUCAAAUACACCUUCAAGAACAGAAACUUUUGCUCCACCUAAUAAACAAGAUGUACUAUGGGACAAUCAGGAAGAUAAUGAAUUAAAAAGCACUCAGUUUGUUACCCAAGACAUUCCCUCGUUUAAAGAUGAAAGCAGUGAACAAUCUCACUAUGCAGAUCUCUGGCUCCUCAACGACUUGAAAUCAAAUGAUCCUUACAGGUCUUUAUCAAAUUCUAGCACUGCUACUGGUACUACGGUUAUAGAAUGCAUUAAGUCACCAGAGAGUUCUGAAUCACAAACAUCACAAUCUGAAUCCAGAGCAACAACACCUUCUCUUCCUUCAGUAGAGAAUGAAUUUAAGUUAGCUUCUCCAGAAAAGCUAGCUGGUUUAGCAUCACCAUCUAGCGGCUACUCUAGCCAGUCUGAAACACCAACAUCAUCCUUCCCAACCCCAUUCUUUUCUGGGCCAUUGUCCCCUGGGGGUGGCAAAAGAAAGCCAAAAGUUCCAGAAAGGAAAUCCUCUUUACAGCAUCCGUCUUCAAAAUGUGGUAAUAUAUUAUUAAACAAAGAUUUAGAAUUGCCAACUAUACCUCCUACCCAUCUUGACUUAAGUGCCCUUCAUGUGAUACAUAAACCUUUACCUUACAGGCCACAGGUGCAUGUAUUUAACCAUACUAAUCAGAAUAUGGCAGAAGAGCAGCUAGGUUCAAAUUCUUCACAAGCACUUGCGAUAACACCUUCUGUUUUGAAAUCUGUCCAUCUCAGAACCGUCAACAAACACAACAGAGAGUGUGUUCAUAAAGAAAAUAGCAGCAAGCUUUUAUGCAUACAGGAUCCAAUGAUUAUUGUGGACACCUAUACUCCUGACAAAUCAAAUGUAAUGGCAACAAACAAACCUAUACUGCGUCAGUUUUCUACUGAAGAAGCCAUGCUACCCUUUAUUGAUGCAUCACCUGUUGAUACAAGCCCGGAGAAUAUGUUUUUUGGACAGACUGGUCUAUUCACAGGACAUGGAAUAUACAAGGAGGAGAGAAUUGCACCCAUAAGUAGAGUAACUGAACUAGUUGAGCCAGACAAACACCAAAUACUUCGAGCCGAUGACAUAAUAGAAGAAACUAUUUUUACGGCACAACCUGAAACAAUUAUAAAAUCUUAUCAGGAGUAUUCAAUGAGUAAUAGUCAGAUAGUUGUUGAGCAAAGAUCUCACCCACAAGAAGAUAGUCAAGUCAAGAUAGAACAGGAGCAUCAACUACAAUGUGAGACAGUAAACAUAUCUAAACCUGGACAAAGCACAGCUGGGUUUGAUGUGCCAGACAGAAGCAGUAAGGUGUAUACUGAGCUCAGCAAUCAGCCUGGCCUAAGCAACAAUGACAAAGUGCCUGGAAAUACUCUCAGCUUUCAAUCAGAGAUCUCUACUGUAAGUCCACUCAGCGACGGAUGUCCAGAGCAGGAAUUUGAAACUCUAUCAGGUAUUCCAACCAAAAGUGCCUCAGAGGAAAACAGGACAAAUUAUGGAUCAGAGGUCAUGGAUGAUGUCUCCUGGAAAGAAUCUUCUCAGAGUGAGGACUCUAUCACUUCUCCAAUUAGUGAGGAUUCCCAGGCUGACAUAGAUGAUGUUUUUGUAUCACCGAACAAACCCCGCACUACUGAGGAUCUAUUUGCUGUGAUUCACAGAUCCAAAAGAAAAGUACUUGGAAGAAAAGAUUCUGGAGAAAGCACUGUAAAAAAUAAAUCAAGAGCUUUAACAGCAAGCAACACAGCCACCCCAGCAGGUUCCACCCCAGCAGGUUCCACCUCAGCAGGUUCCACCCCAGCAGGUUCCACCCCAGCAGGUUCCACCUCAGCAGGUUCCACCCCAGCUGGUUCCACCCCAGCUGGUUCCACCUCAGUAAGUUCCACUCCACCAGGUUCUCAACGAUCUCCAGGUCUGAUCUACAGGAAUGCCAAAAAAUCAAAUACUUCAAAUGAGGAAUUUAAAUUACUUCUUUUAAAAAAAGGUAGCAGAUCAGAUACCAGCUACCGCAUGUCUGCUACUGAAAUAUUGAAGAGUCCAGUAACUCCCAAAUCACUUGGUGAUUUUUCACUAGAGUCUUCUCCUAGCUCGGAAGAGGCUUCCCAAUUAGCGACUGGUGGUGAUGCAUUCUCCCCUCCUUCCCCUUGCUCUACUCGGGUCAUGUCUGAGAGCUUUUCCUCAAAGUCUGGCACUAUGUCUGCUGCCUCCAGAGUGGGCAGGUCCCGAGUGCCUCCUGCAGCAAGCAGCAGUCGUUACAGUGUCAGGUGCCGACUAUACAAUGCGCCAAUGCAGGCCAUCUCAGAAGGUGAGACAGAAAACUCAGAUGGUAGCCCUCAUGAUGACAGAUCCUCACAGAGCUCCACGUAG